Messenger RNA from Thamnophis sirtalis, 2693 nucleotides. Lineage: Eukaryota; Metazoa; Chordata; Lepidosauria; Squamata; Natricidae. The record is from RefSeq and is a predicted model, not a curated record.
UUCCCGCUUCGUCCCCUCCUCCACUGACGCAGUCCGUCUGCACCAGGUCCUAACAUGGCGGCGGCGAGGUGGUGAGGAGCUCGGCCGGGAGGGAGGUUUGAAGGGCCGCGGCGAGAAGGGCCGGGACCUAGGAAGAGAGCCUCUCUUUUGGCACCUGCCCUAUGGAACAUGAUUCCCCCUUCCCAGAUUGGAUUGACCUUUACCUUGCUGACUUUUCACAAAGCCCUGAAGACCCUAGGCAUGGGGAGCCAGGAGUGUGGUGGUGCUGAUAUAACAUUCUAAAGCCAUGGGAGUGAAAACACAAAGACCUCGUUGUUUUUUUGACAUAGGCAUCAAUAAUACUCCUGCUGGAAGAGUUGUCUUUGAAUUAUUUUCAGAUGUUUGCCCAAAGACAUGUGAGAACUUUCGCUGCCUUUGUACAGGUGAAAAAGGUAUUGGAAAAUCAACACAGAAACCACUUCAUUACAAAAGUUGUUUAUUUCAUAGAGUUGUGAAAGAUUUCAUGAUCCAAGGUGGUGACUUCAGUGAAGGAAAUGGAAGAGGAGGAGAAUCAAUUUAUGGAGGCUUUUUUGAAGAUGAAAGCUUUGCUGUAAAGCACAACAAAGAAUUUCUCCUUUCAAUGGCCAACAGAGGGAAAGAUACAAAUGGUUCACAGUUUUUUAUAACAACUAAGCCUACCCCUCAUCUUGAUGGAUAUCAUGUUGUUUUUGGACAAGUAAUUUCGGGGCAAGAAGUUGUAAGGGAAAUAGAAAAUCAGAAGACUGAUGCAUCUAGCAAACCAUAUGCAGAAGUGCGAAUAAUGAGUUGUGGAGAACUAAUUCAAAAAUCUAAAGCCAAGAAGGAAGAGAAGAAAAGACGCAAGUCGUCAUCUUCAUCUAGUGAUUCAGAAAGUUCAAGUGAUUCAAAAACAUCUUCUGAUUCAUCAAGUGAAUCUGACAGUGCUGCUGAAGAAAAAACAAAGAAAAAGAAAAAGAAACACAAAAAAACCUCUAAGAAACAUAAGAAAGAAAAGAAAAAGAAGGAAAAAAGCAAAAAGAGUUCAGCUAGUGAAGCUGAAACAGAAAAUCCUGAAUUGCAACAGCCACUUUCUACAGUUCGUCCAGAAGAGAUUCCUCCUGUUCCAGAAAACAGAUUUCUGAUGAGGAAAAGUCCUCCCAAAGUAGAUGAAAAAGAAAAAGAGAUAAAGAACAGAGAAAGGGAAAGGGAAAGCAACCUAUCAAAUUGUCAAGCAUCAUAUCAGAGAAGGCUGUUGGUGACAAGGUCGGGACGAAAAAUAAAAGGAAGGGGACCAAGGCGGUACCGGACACCUUCAAGAUCCAGGUCGAGGGAUCGCUUUAGACGCAGUGAGACUCCUCCACACUGGAGACAAGAAAUGCAGAGAGCUCAAAGAAUGAGAGUAUCAAGUGGAGAAAGAUGGAUAAAAGGAGACAAGAGUGAAAUGAAUGAAAACAAGAAGGAUGCUGCAAAUCAAAGUCCAGGGAGAGGAAAAGAAAGAAAAAUAACUGACCACAGAGUGGGUUCUGAAAGUCCAGAUAGAAGAGGAGAAAAAGAAACACAGCCCAAAGAUCCCAAAUCUGACAGUAAAGACAGAGGGACAAAGCGGAAUUCUGAGAAAGAAGAUAAGGACAAACAUAACAAAAGUAAAGCCAAAAAAAAGGCUAGAUCCAAAAGCCAGAGCAAAAGCAAAGAGAUAUCAAAAAGUAAAGAAAGAGACUCAAAAUACAGUAAACAUGAAGAUAAAAAAAUGCGAUCGAGAAGCAGAGAAAAAGAGAAAGAAAAAUAUAAUGACUUUCAUGGCAGAGAACGGAGCAAAAGCAAGGAGAAGAAUAAAAGGGGAAGAUCUAGAAGUAAUAGCCAGAAUCAUACCAAAAGUAAAGAGAGGGGAAAACAUGAACACUCAAAAAGCAGGGAACGUGAGCAGCCUAAAAACAAACAUAGUUCCAAUAAUAAAGCCAGAGAGCGAAGCAGAAGUGUGGACAGAGGCAAGAGAGCCAGGUCCAGAAGUAAAGAACGAGACCGCAGCAGAAGUAAAGAUUAUUCCAAACACAGAGAUAAAGAAGUGAAAAGAAAAGGAAGAUCAAGGAGUAGAGAGAGAAGAGGGACGCCAGAGAGGUCCAGAGAGAAAGACCAUAAAAGGCGGAAGGAAUCCCAUAGCUCUGAGAGGGAAAAAAGUCGAAGUAAAGACAGGCAUCGGGAUCAAGAGUACAAAAGUUCUCGCAGAAAGGAAGAUACUGGGAAAAAGAUGCGCUCAAGAAGCCAUGACAGCAGCAGCUCCGAGACGAAUAAAAGCAAAAAAUCCAGUAGAAAUCAAGAUAGAAGUCCUGACUCAAAGAAAAGAAGAAGCAGCAAGGACAGAGAAUUGAAAAGAUCAUACUCACGAAGGAGUAAAGAAAAGGAAAGGGACAGAUCUCGUUCUUCAAGAGAAAAAGAGAUCAACCAAAAAUCAAAAUAUCAGGAGAGAGAGCGUGCCCAUGGCAAAGAUAAAAAAUCCGAUCAUGAAUCAAGUGCUGGAACUGAUGAAGAUAGGCAUGGAUGAGUUUAUGAACUUAUUGUUUCCACUCUGCUUCUAGGUUCUAGAGACAUGUUGGGGAACAUUUUUUUUUUAAUGUGGACUUCAGUUUGGUUUUUUGAUAAUCCACAAUCUGGAUCAUUUGUACUGCUAAAGUUUUAAUAAACUUGAAAUGGGAAAACAA